AAGAAGAAACCCCGUCAGUUUAGUUCCUGGUUGCAUAAAGUCCCCAGUCUCCUGCUGCUCGUAUUGUUUUUCCUCUUUUCUUUAUUCCAGAUAGACGGUUUGUUUCCAGCAGGAUGUUCCGAGGUUUAGGGACGUGGCUGGGUCUGGAGAACCCGACAUACACCAAGACCUCGGAUGACAAGGAAGAGCUGAUAGUGGAGCAGGAAGAGAAGGUGGUGGAGGCUCAGAACGACGUAAACAAACAGCAGCCAGUUGAGCAGGACGAAGAUCAAGAGGUAAACCAGGAAAACUCGGAGCAGAACAAAGGACUCGGAGGGUACAUCUUCAGCUUCGCAUCCAGUGCCACCAAGAAGAUCUCAGAGUCUGUGGUAGAGACCGCUCAGACCAUCAAGAAGAGCGUGGAGGAGGGGAAAAUUGACGGCAUCAUAGACAAGACCUUUUUAGGAGACUUCCAAAAGGAGCAAGAGAAAUUUGUCCAAGAGAAGAAGGCAAAGAAAUCAGAAGCAGCAGUGCCUCCGUGGGUCGGCUACAAUGAGGAAGAGACGAUCCAGCAACAGAUCCUGGCGCUGUCGGCUGACAAGAGGAACUUCUUGCGGGACCCUCCGGUUGGUGUCCAGUUCCACUUCGACAUGGAGCACAUGUAUCCUCUGGCUGCAGUGAUGUUGGAGGAAGAUCAGCUCCUCAACCGGAUGCGCUUUGACCUGGUUCCUAAACAUGUGAAGGAGGAGGUGUUUUGGAGGAAUUAUUUCUACCGGGUGUCUCUGAUCAAGCAGUCAGCUCAGCUCACAGCGCUGGCAGCCCAGCAGCAGCAACAGGACAGCGGCGACAGUGUUUCACCUGAGGACGUCGUCUUAACAGACAAUGUCAGACCAAAAACUCCACCAGUUUCCAUCAGCGACUUACAGAAGCCAACUCAGGAAGAAGAGGAGGAGAUGUCAACAAGCCCCGGAGUGUCUGAGUUUGUGAGCGACGCUUUCGACUCGACGGCCAUCAACCAGGAGGACCUGAGGAAAGAGAUGGAGCAGCUGGUGCUUGAUAAGAAGGACAGCACCCCUUCUCCUGACGAUGAGUCUGCAGACUGGGAGAAGGAGCUGCAGCAAGAACUUCAGGAGUAUGAGGUGGUGACUGAGACAGACAACAAAGACGACCAGUGGGAUCAAGAAAUUGAGAAGAUGCUUCAGGCUGAUGACAGCUAGAAAAGUAGAAGAACACUUGGAGAGCGCAGACCUCCACCAAGGCUAAUAGUACACUCUCCUGUAAUAUCCGAUUUUGCACCAAAAUUUAAUGAGCUCUCUUUCUUUGCCCAUGCUCCACAUCUCCACCAAGUUUUAUGAAGAUCGCCUUGGUAGUUUCUGUGUAAUCCUGCUGACAGACAGAUGGUAAUGAAAACAUAACCUCCUUGGCAGAGGUAACUUCUGUGUGUUUGUAGCCUUCACAGGCAGUGAUCUGGUCUAGUAUGGAUGAAUAGUGACCAGUGAUGGAAAAAGGGUAUGAGCCUUGAAAUCCUCUGCCCUACACAACUGUGAUUUGUGACAUUCUCUUGUAACUGAUGAAGUGGUUUAGAUCCAAUAAUAGCACGAGUGUGCCGCCUCUGCUGGAGGCAGCAGUUACAGUAUGUUCAGGCUUUUUAGUGAAGUACUACUUCAUCGCUCCUUCCUAAAUGUGUCUUCUUGUUUUCCCCUACCCUCUGUCUUUUUGAUGAUUGGUAGAGGCUGCUCCAGUACAAGUGCUAUCAAUUUUAUAAAGAAUCGGGCCUGUGUGUUUUCACUUUUUAUCUUUGUUUCCACUGCUGCUUCCUGGUGGGUUGUACAGUCAAGUUCUACUAUAAUUGUAGUACAGUAAAGUUAAAUGUAAAGUUGCAUUUUUGUAAAUAAAGAGGGUUCUAACACUAUA
Amphiprion ocellaris (clown anemonefish) is the source of this 1893-nucleotide messenger RNA. Its product is annotated as synapse-associated protein 1-like. Gene Ontology annotation, cellular component: synapse; cytoplasm. Lineage: Eukaryota; Metazoa; Chordata; Actinopteri; Pomacentridae. The record is from RefSeq and is a predicted model, not a curated record. The transcript is spliced from 9 exons. Bases 114 to 1196 code for a protein of 360 amino acids.